ACCAAGUUUAGACAGCGCGGGCUUACUCGGGUUACCUUUCCCCUGGAAAGCCUGGUGCAGCAUGUGACCGUGUGCAUGUGCAGGACUUCUUCAGCUUCUGCCUCUGACCUCUGAGCGAGUGUGAUAAGAAGAGGAAGUCGACCAGGUGACCAUGGAGUCACAGCUUCUGUAGCACAGUCAGAGAGGCAGAUCAUCCAAUAAGACAGAGGAAGGGGCAGGUCUGAGCACCACCUUCGGAUUUGCAUUGUCUACUGCAGUGACACAUAAACUCGGCUGAUGACACUGAUAUCUGUUACCCCUACCUGUCUCCACUCGGCCCGGUCAGGAGUCUGCAACCUCGACUCGCUCUAGACUCAGAUCUAUUAACAGAGAGACAUGCAGGCCCAAGAGCUGUUGAAGCAGCUGCGUGUGCCUGAGCUGGCCGAGGUGAGAGAUUACCUCCGCAGCCUGUCCACCGGCACGCUGGUGGGAAUGGGGGCCUUCGCCGCACUCACCACCUUCUGGUACACCACCCGACCAAAAUCCAUCAAACCCCCCUGUGACCUGCACAUGCAGUCUGUCGAGGUUCCGGGAGGAGAGUUUGCACGCAGGUCAGUGCUAGUGGACGCUGACAACCUUCUGUCUUUUUACUAUGAUGACGCUACGACGAUGUACGAGGUUUUCACCAGGGGUUUACGUGUAUCAAAUAACGGACCUUGCUUAGGCUUCAGGCAACCGAAGCAUCCGUAUGAGUGGCUGUCCUAUUCAGAGGUUGCAGAGAGAGCGGAGAGACUCGGCUCAGCGCUGCUGCACAAAGGUCACUCUAAAACCAAAGAGCAGUUCAUCGGCAUCUUUGCUCAGAGCAGACCCGAGUGGACUAUCUCAGAGCUGGCUUGCUACACAUACUCUCUGGUCUCAGUCCCUCUGUAUGACACACUUGGGACAGAAGCCAUCGAUUACAUCAUCAACAAAACCGGCAUCGCCACAGUAGUGUGUGACACACCAGUUAAGGCUCGUCUGGUGCUGGACUGCGUCUCAGAAAAACAACACUCACUAAAAACCCUGAUUCUGAUGGAUGAGUUUGACUCGGAGUUGGUGGCUCAAGCACAGCAAUGCGGCGUGGACGUAAUUAGUCUGAAAGAUGCAGAGGCUCUUGGAAAAGCCCAUCUGCAAAAGCCCAUACCUCCUAAACCUGAUGACAUGGCUAUUAUUUGCUUUACUAGUGGAACCACAGGAAACCCAAAAGGAGCGAUGCUCACCCACAGAAACAUUGUGUCCAACAUUUCUGCGUUUACCAUGAUAACAGAGGCCAGCUGUCCUUUGAGUCCCAGCGACUCUCACAUCUCUUACCUGCCUCUUGCACACAUGUUCGAGCGAGUUGUACAGGGCGUUAUGCUACUUCACGGGGGUCGUAUCGGCUAUUUCAAAGGUGAUAUCCGCUGCCUCAUGGAUGACCUUAUGACUCUGAGGCCCACCGUCUUUCCGGUGGUGCCACGUCUGCUCAACCGAAUGUACGAUAAGAUCUUUGGCCAAGCCAACACUCCUCUGAAGAGGCGGAUCUUAGAAUUCGCCUUCCGGAGGAAAGAGGCCGAGAUGUUGAGUGGCAUCAUGAGGCGAAACAGUUUUUGGGAUAAAAUCAUCUUUAAGAAAGUCCAGGACAGUGUUGGAGGAAAAGUGCGCCUGAUGCUGACUGGAGCUGCUCCCAUCUCUGCUCAUGUGCUGACUUUUCUACGUGCGGCUCUGGGAUGCCAGUUUUAUGAAGGCUACGGUCAGACCGAGUGCACAGCCGGCUGCACGGUCACGUUAGCAGGAGACUGGUCAGCAGGUCACGUCGGACCUCCUCUCCCAUGCAACCUCAUGAAGCUGGUGGAUGUUGCUGAGAUGAACUAUCUGGCUGUGAAUGGAGAAGGAGAGGUGUGCGUGAAGGGGCCCAAUGUGUUUAAGGGAUAUCUGAAAGACCCAGAGAAGACGGAGGAGGCCAUGGACCAGGACGGCUGGCUCCACACAGGAGACAUCGGCAAGUGGCUACCGAAUGGCACUCUGAAGAUUGUGGACCGUAAGAAGCACAUCUUUAAGCUGGCACAAGGAGAGUACAUUGCCCCGGAGAAGAUCGAGAACAUUUACAUCCGGAGUGAAGCUGUGGCUCAGGCUUUUGUGCAUGGUGAUAGCCUACAGGCCUGCCUGGUGGCCAUCAUUGUGCCUGACCCGGACUUCCUGCGUGGCUGGGCCAAUAAAAGAGGAUUUCACGGCUCAUACGAGGAGCUCUGUAGCAGCAAGGAAGUGAAAAACGCCAUAUUGGAGGAAAUUCUUAAAUUGGGCAAAGAAGGUGGACUGAAGUCUUUUGAACAGGUGAAGGAUAUCACUCUGCACUCUGAGAUGUUCUCCAUCCAGAACGGCCUCCUGACUCCAACACUUAAAGCGAAGCGUAAUGAGCUCAGGAACCAUUUCAGGCAGCAGAUCGAUCAGCUCUACUCCAAGAUCCACAUGUGAGGGGAAAAAUAAGGAUUCCAGGGAAUGGACUUGAUGACAUACAACACUAUCUGUCCCCUUCACUCUCCAGUAGUUUUACUUAGUUAUCUACAUAAUGACAUUUGGGUGAAGUGUUCCUUUUAAAACAAACUGUGCCUUAUCCACAAUGUCCACAAUGUCCACUGCCUUAUGUAUGCAUCGGGAAUGAGAGAACAUUUCAUUACACUUUUUACCUUUUCAGGACAUUUUAAACUCCUCAGACGCCCUCCGUAUGCUGCCUUAGAUCUAGAGCAGGAAGAUUUUAAGACUUGAUGCUAGUUUACCCAAGAGACCUGAAUUGAGCUUAGGCUUUUUUAGGGAAAUAUAAAAAGCUUUUUCAAAAUAUUUGCCAAAGAAGCUGCUAGAUUGUGGUAGUACAAAGGCUUACCUCAUGCCCUGUAUAGAGCUUAAUAGACGGAUUUCUGCUUAGCUGAGUGGAAACAUCACUUUUUUUAAUUAUUAUUAUAAGGGAAAACCAUCAAGAUGCCAACUUGUAGCUCCACAAUAAAUAGAGCCUAGAUGUAUAAACUAAAAUUAUGCAAAUGUGAACCUUUUUUUUCUUUCUUCAAAUUAUUUCAAUGCCAUAGGCUUUAGCUUUGCUCAUACAACCUAGAAAUAUAUAAAUAAAUAAUAUAUGUAUUUAUAAUAUAAAUAUACUUUUUCUUCUCUACUCUGCUUAGAUCACUUUGGCAGCAUGACUCGAAAUUCUUUUAUUAUGCUAAUGGAUAAUCUAAUUUAAUGAACAUUGUGGAAAAAGCAAAUUUCACAUAUUUAUCUUAAAGGAAUAUUCUAGGUGUCCCAAAUUUCCCACUGUGACCGAGAACAUCUUUAGGAUCUAAAGUGUUUUUUUUUUUUUUGUUAACUGCUUUAUAGAUGGAAAGCCUGAAUUAGAGAUGGAUUUAUACGACUCAAAUUCGUGAACACGAUCUACAGAAAGUGCUACAGAAUUCAACUGCCCUUAAACUUUAAUAGCAAGUGAGGUCUGAGUAUGCUUGGGCAUGUUUAAGCACUUUUUCUUAACACAGACAAUUUUUAAAUUGAAGUUUUAGGCUAAAAAUGAAUGAAGCUGAUUGUAUAGGGAGAGAUAUACACUUAAGUGUACAGUAUAGUGUCACCUUCUGUCGCUCGGGUUGGCCAAUAAGGUGAUGAAGCCAUGAAGCUUUGCGCUAUAUAUUUUUGCAGUAUGUAUCUACAUAGCCAUGAAUUCAUAUAUAUAAUAUAUACAGUGUGUGUUGGUGAUUUUAUGUUCUUUUGCUGCUUGAUUUCAAGAAGAAUCCGUAGCACGCAUUCCCUAGUCCAUAGCUAAACAUCCCGGAUAUGUUGCCAUCGCAAGAACAAAGCUCAAUGUUGACUAUUUAUAUGUUUUGUUUUGUUUUUUGUGUUCAUGACAAAGAUAAUAAUAAUAAUAAUAAUAAUAAUAAUAAUGUGGUGUAUGGAUUUGUUUUAUGUGCCUGAUAUGAAAUCAAUCAAAUUACAUUGAAAUAUUGAGUAUUUCUAGGUUCACUGUAGUUUUAAACUUGUUUGCCUGGUUUGAUUGAUUUAUAGUGAAGCUAUUUUACCAGUCCUGAUAUUCUUGUACAGUAAUGCCUUCUAAAAGCUUUCUCUGGAAAUCAGACGUCAAAAAAUCCCUUGUGCUCGUGUUCCUGGAUUUUUAAGGGUUUUGUUAAUUUUGGAGUUUGUUAAUUAAAUAAAGCGUGUGUGUGUGUGCGUGUGCACGUGUGUAUGUUUCACAUAUCCAAACAAAUAUUCAAAUAAACAUUUUAUUAUGUGUAUAAAUGCAAGCCGUUGACGUGUAUGUGAGUUGUGUGAAAGAUGGACCUCACUGAGAAUAAAUGUGAAUAACUGGAAAAAGUCUCACUGACUGACAGCAAAAUAAAACAAGCUAUUUAGAGAUUAA
Messenger RNA from Tachysurus fulvidraco (yellow catfish), 4384 nucleotides. RefSeq names its product acyl-CoA synthetase long chain family member 1b (gene acsl1b). The record is from RefSeq and is a predicted model, not a curated record. The coding region runs from base 376 to 2469 and encodes 697 amino acids. Gene Ontology annotation, molecular function: arachidonate-CoA ligase activity. Lineage: Eukaryota; Metazoa; Chordata; Actinopteri; Siluriformes; Bagridae. The transcript is spliced from 22 exons. Gene Ontology annotation, cellular component: endoplasmic reticulum; membrane. Gene Ontology annotation, biological process: long-chain fatty acid metabolic process; very long-chain fatty acid metabolic process; long-chain fatty-acyl-CoA biosynthetic process.